This is a messenger RNA of Seriola aureovittata, 7095 nucleotides long. RefSeq names its product semaphorin-5B-like. Bases 333 to 3611 code for a protein of 1092 amino acids. Gene Ontology annotation, molecular function: semaphorin receptor binding; chemorepellent activity. The record is from RefSeq and is a predicted model, not a curated record. The transcript is spliced from 23 exons. Gene Ontology annotation, biological process: axon extension; negative regulation of axon extension involved in axon guidance; positive regulation of cell migration. NCBI's taxonomy places the organism in Eukaryota, Metazoa, Chordata, Actinopteri, Carangiformes, Carangidae.
CAGACAUACAGAGGCACACUCCUGUUCCUAGGCUUUAACUAUUACAGAGUUUAUUUGGUCAGUUUUGUCUCAUGACAGCACCCCUACUGGUCUGAGUUAAACCUGUAAUUUGCUACCGUUCACAGGGCUGCAGCACUUCAGACCUCCGCUGCCGUGAAUCUGCAUCAUCUCCGUCUCUGAAGGCAGACAGCUUAAAUCAGCGGGGAUCCCAUGAUGAGACAAAAGUGAAAGCGUCGGGAUCCGUGCCACUCGUUUGUCUCUCGAAGCAGUUUUGGUGAUGGUGAACGAGUGUUUCCCGAGGACCUGAUAGAAGACUGGAUGUGGUUGUAACUAUGCUUACGUCAGGGUGGGGGGCGUGGGCCCUCUCCCCCUGUGGCCUUGUACUGGUCAUCUGUUCGUCUGUUUGUCUGUCGCAGCAGCCUCACAUCAAACCUGCAGACUGCAGUAGAAAGGAACAUCCUGUUGUCUCCUACCAAGCGUUAAGGCCGUGGGUGUCAGAGUUCUCCCGUCCAGGAGUGAAGGAUUUCUCCCAGCUGGCCCUGGACCUGAGCAGAAACCAGCUCAUCGUGGGAGCAAGAAACUUCAUCUUCAGACUGAGUUUGGGAAACGCCUCCCUCAUAGAGGCGACAGAAUGGGCUCCUGAUGAAGAUACAAGGCGCUCAUGUCAGAGCAAGGGCAAAUCUGAGGAGGAAUGUCAAAACUACAUCCGGGUUUUGUUGAUCAGUGGGCGGACGCUCUUCACAUGUGGGACCAAUGCUUUCACCCCCGUCUGUAUAACUAGGCAGAUUGGUAACAUCAGUCAGGUGUUGGACACAGUGAAUGGUGUUGCCCGAUGUCCCUAUGACCCACGCCACAACUCCACCGCCAUGGUAACAGAGAAGGGCGAGUUGUACGCUGCUACAGUGAUCGACUUCUCAGGGCGUGACCCAGUCAUCUACCGGAGCCUGGGGAACAUGCCGCCACUACGCAGUGCCCAGUACAACUCCAAGUGGCUGAAUGAGCCUCAUUUUGUGUCUGUUUAUGAGAUUGGUCGAUUUGCCUACUUCUUCUUGAGAGAAACUGCGGUAGAAAACGACUGUGGGAAGAUGGUGUUCUCUCGCGUGGCCCGGGUCUGUAAGAACGAUAUGGGCGGUCGUUUCCUGUUGGAGGACACCUGGACCACGUUCAUGAAGGCCCGACUCAACUGCUCCCGCUCAGGAGAAAUCCCCUUUUACUACAACGAGCUGCAGAGCACCUUUUACUUACCGGAGCAGGACCUGAUCUAUGGCAUCUUCACCACUAAUGUGAACAGCAUAUCAGCUUCAGCUGUCUGCGCCUUCAAUCUGAGCUCCAUCACCCAGGCGUUCAACGGACCUUUCCGCUACCAGGAGAACCCCCGCACCGCCUGGCUCUCCACCCCAAACCCCAUACCCAAUUUUCAGUGUGGCACGCUGGAGGAGGGAGGACCCGGGGGGAACCUGACGGAGCGCAGCCUCCAGGACGCCCAGCGACUCUUCCUGAUGAACGACGUGGUCCAGCCGGUGACCAUCAACCCUCUGCUCACCCAGGACAACCUGCGCUUCUCCAAACUGGUGGUGGACAUCGUGCAAGGCCGAGACACCCUCUACCAUGUCAUGUACAUCGGCACCGAAUAUGGCACCAUCCUGAAGGCUCUCUCCACAACCAAUAAAAGCCUCCAUGGCUGCUACCUGGAGGAGCUCAGGAUCCUCCCUGAAGGGCAAAUCGGGCCAAUCAAGAGCCUGCAAAUCCUCCAAAGUGACAGGUCCUUGUUUGUGGGACUUGAUGACAGAUUGGUGAAGAUCCCAUUAGAGCGAUGCUCCAGCUAUCCCUCCGAACGUUACUGCAUGGAAGCUCGGGACCCCUACUGUGGCUGGGAUCACAAACAGAAGCGCUGCACCACCAUCGAGGAGAGCUCCAACAUGAACCAGUGGACCCAAAACAUCACAGAGUGCCCAAUGAGGAACCUAACGCAGGAUGGUGGUUUUGGACCUUGGGCACCGUGGCAGCCCUGUAACCACGAUGACGGCGAGGGCUCCAUCAGCAGCUGUGCGUGUCGCUCCCGCUCAUGUGACGGACCGGCGGCCCGCUGUGGUGGCGUCGAAUGCAAGGGCCCCACCAUCCAGGUGGCAAACUGUUCUAGGAACGGCGGCUGGACUCCCUGGUCCUCAUGGGGCCAGUGCAGCAGCACUUGUGGCAUCGGAUUUGAAGUGAGGCAGCGGUCCUGCAACAACCCCUCGCCUCGCCACGGCGGUCGAAUUUGUGUCGGCCAGGGUCGAGAGGAGAGGCUGUGCAAUGAGAAAAAGCCUUGUCCCCUGCCAGUGUUGUGGACAGCGUGGAGCCCCUGGGCUCACUGCAGUGCUGAAUGUGGAGGUGGGGUCCACUCCAGGACCAGAACCUGUGAGAACGGAAACACUUGUCCUGGAUGUGCCACGGAGUAUAAGGUCUGUAACCUGGAGGCUUGCCCUGAAGUACGCCGCAACACCCCCUGGACUCCCUGGAUGCCAGUCAAUGUCAGUCAUGAUGGGUCACGACAAGAGCAGAGAUUCAGGUACACCUGCCGGGCGCUGCUACCCGACCCCCAGCAGCUCCAGCUGGGCAAGAAGAAGAUGGAGACCCGGUUCUGUCCCAAUGACGGGUCUGGAGCCUGUCAGACCGACUCCCUGGUUGAAGACUUGGUGAAGACUAGUGGCCGAACUCUGACCCAGCCCCAAGGUGCUCGCUGGGCAUCCUGGGAAACGUGGUCCAGCUGUUCACAGCAGUGUUCCAGAGGCUUCCGAACCCGGAAACGUAGCUGCUCGACGGCGGAGGGCAGGACCAACCCAAACGCCUGCGUAGGAUCCCCUGUGGAGUAUCAGGACUGCAACACUCAACCCUGUCCAGUGAGUGGGGCCUGGUCUUGCUGGUCCUCCUGGUCCCAGUGCUCGUCCAGCUGUGGGGGCGGACACUACCAGCGGACUCGGACGUGUAGCAACCCACCCCCUGCCAAUGGAGGAGACAUCUGUAUAGGCCUGCACACCGAAGAGGCCCUCUGCAACACACACGCUUGUGAAGGUUGGGGUGGGUGGACGGAGUGGGGGGAUUGUGAUGACGAGGGUCUGCAGCAUCGCACUCGACGCUGUGGCGAGGAACAGGAGGCUGAGGCCAGUCCCUGCCAGGGCAACCUCACCCAGUCCAGGCCAUGCCAGCCCCAUGAGGUGCCAGUCAUUCUACCUGGACAGGAGGAACACAGCUGUGGAUCCUUCACCUUGUUCCAGUUGGUAGCGGUGGGCCUAGCUAGUUUCUUUGCUGCAGCGUUACUGUCGGCGCUGGCCUACACCUACUGCCACCACCUGAACCGGCCGUCGGCGGAGUCAGCAGUCAUCCACCCCAGUACACCCAACCACCUCACCUACAACAAGCAGGGCAACACCGCGCCAAAGAAUGAGAAGUACAUCCCCAUGGAGUUUAAGACGCUAAACAAGAACAAUCUCCACGUGAACGACGAGACGUGCAACCACUUCUCCUCCCCUCUGCCCUCCAGCAAUAUGUUCACCACCACCUACUAUCCUCCCAGCCUGAGCAAGUACGACUUCCAUCCAGACUCUCCCUGCAGGACCUACAUGCACAGCUGAGAGGAGGCAAGGCUCUAACACUACCACAAACACCAACCUGAAGGGUUUCCUCAUUCAAAACAAAUACAACCAAGAUUAUGAUAGAUUGUCCUGUUGGUCGAGAAAGUCUUAAACACCAAAAUCAUGUUCUAAUGUUCCAGUAAGUUGUUUUGAUCUGUGUAUUCCUCAUUAUUUCUUCAAUACAGAGUAGUUUCAAUCUUUAAAUUCUGUGACAACCACAGUGAAAUCCCAUUGUAUUUAGGUGUGAGAGGCACGUACCACUGCAUUAUGUGCAGUUUUUAAGUUGCUGCAUGUGUGCAGAGGACAGUAUGAGAUGGUUCAGAGCAUGGUACAGUGGACAAGUAAUUAAUAAAUGAAAGGAAUAGUUUGACAUUUUGGGAAAUACACUUUAUUUCUGAAUGUUAGAUUAGCAGAUACAACUCUCAUUUUGCCCGUUAAAUAUCACAUUGGAGCCAGGAGAUGGUUAGCUUAGCUUAGCAUAGCAUAAACACUGGAAGAGAGGGGAAACAGCUAGCCUGAAUUCAAAAACACACACAUACCAACACCUCUAAUGCUACUAACUAACAAGUUGCAUCUCAUUUUUAAUGGAUUAAACAAAUGAGGUACGGGUUUUAAAAGUGUUUUUUAAAAAGUGGCAAAAGUGGCAGUGUGGACAGAGCCAGGUUUCCCCCUGCUUCCAGUCUACGUGCAAAGCUAAAUAGCCAGCUACGUCCUGAAUGCAACUCUGUACUUAACGCACAGACAUGAGAUUGAUAUCGAUGCUUAUGUUUUCUUUUCACUCCCUGGAACAAAGCAAAUAAGCAUAUCACCCAAAAUAUCCUAUUUCUUGAAGGGCUUUGCACAUUUACCAACCUACUGCCGCCCUCCCCUCCUCAAGGAGGAACCAUGCUCUCAAACACCCACUUACAACUGAAACCUCCUCUCACUUCACCCACCCUGAGGUGCUCCACUUGUGCUCAGGGCAGUGUGAAAGCAGGGUAGGACCCCGAGGUCCAGGGCUUCAGCUAAACUUCAGACACUGUACGUACCUGGAUUUCCACUGGACUGAGAAGAGACUCAUCUGCUGGUUAUGUAUUUUAUGCAUUUUUGGCAGGUGAGCUCAGAGGACUUAGUAAUACUGUAUAUGGACUAUAUAGGCAGCUUGGACACUUGCUAAGUGUCGGUUGCCUCAGUAAAGACUGAUAUCUGUAAAAAAACAAAACAAAAAAAAAACAGACAAACUAUCUGUUCUACAAAACAUCCCGACAUCAUUCUUCACUGCGUGUGAAUGGAGGGAACAAAUGAACAGAGACUUGCAGAUUUCUGGCUUAUUUGCUUUAAUUUUAAUGUUUAGCAGCGUCCACAGCAGAAAACACUGAAGAGGACGUCUUUGACCAGCCUCACUAUGUACUGUACAUCACUGCAGUCUGCUGACUUUUCUGUCAGUAGAUUAGAUGAAUUGUUUUAGGGGUGUUGUAUCUAUCUCCUGAAAAAAAAAAAAAAAAGAUUGAUUUUCUACUAUAUAAGGGGCAUUUUUUGAUUUUUGUCACCCACUCCUGUUUUCUGGAUUGUAAUGCAUUAAGGUUAUUGCUCAACAACUCACCAAAUAAAAUACAGCUAUACCUGUACAUUUCAGAGCCCCUCACAAGCGCAUGAACACAUCAUAAAUCAGCCACAGGCUUUUCAACAAAAAGGUAAAAGGUAAAACUUUGGCAAAAGUAACACAACAAUAUGUAUAACUGUGAUGGAUUAACUUGCUCAAGCAGGUUUCAAGUCUUUAUAUCUUGUUUUUUCAUGGUGUACUGAACUGAGUGGAAAACACUGACUAGUACAAGUACAAGACUUGUAUGUAGACAAUGUUCUGCAGAAUUUUAAUUAAGUUAUAACUUUGAAAUUUGUUUUGAUAAAACAUGCUAAACACUGGUUUGAUGUAAGGCAAGGCAAAAGCGAUUUUCAUGGACUAUAACUAUUUUUUCUCUUAUUCUUCUGAAUACAACUAAUAGUGAGAACAUUUGGAGAAAAAAAACACAUUCCUUGACCUUGCAUGAUUUUCCUCCCACAAUCCAAAAUCAUACAAUUUCUAUGAAGUGGAUAUUCUAAAUUGUCCAUAGAUGUGAAUGUGAGUGUGCAUGGUUGUUUGUCUGUAUGUGAAUUUUCAAGCAUGUGAGGUUUGAGAUCAGACACUCACCUCCUGGAUGAAGUGUGACAUUUAUCAGACACUUAUAUAAAAAUGUUUCUCACUUUUCUGCCGCUUAUUUCAACAAACUGUGGAUUGUGUGUUACAUGAUCCCUGUGAUAUACAAACACAUCAUUUCCAAGAAGUUUCCUGGAAAAAAAAACUGUAUACAUUCGUACGGAUUGCAGGGGGAAACAGGAGCGUCAUUGAUAGUGUUGCUCCAUUUAAAACCAAGAAGAUAUUCAUGUGUCCUUUAUUAUUGGAAACAUUAUUCUCUAUAUAUGUUGUUAUUCAUACAUGGUGAAUAUGCAUGCCUGUAAACACGUUCAGCUGACUCGCUGUACACCGACGUAAGACUGGAAAUUUAAUUGGAAUUAAUCAACUGGAAGUUUAGCGAUUGAGCUGUCUCUGUUUUCCCUGUAAUAAGUACCGAUGUUUGCAGGAAGCGUCGCUGAAAUUAUUAAAAGAAUCACUCUGACAUUACAGACAUGUAAAAUAAAACAUUUUCACAAGUUGUACUGCUGAAAAAAUAAACAAAUCAUAAGGCUAUGAAAGACACAAUAUGUAGUGUUUAAAGAUUUUAGCCACUUCUGCUGGUAAGAUGAAAAAUAUACACUCACCCCGCCCCCUACAUUCAUGAAUCUGACAUUUUCUGGGAUUUCUCAUUAUUCUACAAACAAAACUGUAAACCACCAGGAUAAUAUCUGACUAAAGUCACAGACAAAUAUACACAUAGGUGCUUUAAAUAAUGUUAAACCUUUAAAACAUGUUCAAAUAUUCACCAUCUGAGUUUUCUUCUUCUCUCCAUGACGACAUUGUUGAUAUUUAAGUUCAUCUGUGCUGUGAAAUGUAUCUUGCAUACAGUAUCUUGCUUCUGAAUUGUAAAUACCACGAAAUGAAUUCAGGUGUCAACAUUUGCAGUGUUAUGUAGCAUGAGACAAACAGCCCUGAUAAUGUGUGUGUUUAAGUUUCGGUGCUUGCGUACAAAUAACAGCAUGCACUGAUACAUGAAUAUACAAAACAUGUUUGUGUAAACUGUACAGAUAUGUUUGUUUGUAUUUGGCCAAGACAAUGGAAACACUCAUUUUUAGACGUUUGUGUUUUGCCUUUGUUGUGAAAUCUGAUAUCAGCAAAUCCUCACAAUUUGUUGAUUGAUCCCUAAAUGGAAAUUUGUUUUGCUCCCAAAAACACUUCUGCUGAUUAUGAUCGGUGUGAAUAUGACUAAUCACUGCCUUUUGGACACUGUGAACUUUUGGUACUCUAUAUUUUUGUAUAAUGCACACUGUAAAAAAAAAAAUCAAGAUGAAUAAAUCAAUUUUGGUGCCAAUA